AUGUUAACAUCGGUAAUUACUGCGAAUACACCUCGUGAUGUUAAUUAUACCAAAACUGUUGGUGGUGAAGCUUUGGAUAGACCUAUGACUUAUUCUGAAAUUGGUGGUAUUAUUUUUGAUGGGUUUCUUGGUGGAAGUGAUACAACCGCAAAUGCGAUUUCAUUCAUUAUCUAUUAUAUUGCACGUAAUCCGGACGUGAAAAAGAAAAUGAUAGAAGAAAUUAAUAGGAUAUUUCAAGGUGAUAAAAUACGUCCAAUCACUGAAAAUGAUUUUCAAAAGUUAAAAUACUGUGAAGUAAUUGUGAAGGAAGUCUCUCGCAUUUUCCCAAGAUGUAUUGAAAAAUCUGAUGAAAUAACAGGAUAUCAAUGGCCAGCCGGUACAAUGUUUCGAAUCAAUGCUGAUGUUAUUCAUAAAAAUGAAGAUUGUUGUGAGGAUCCUGAUAAAUUUAACCCUGAUAGGUGGAUGGUUGAAGGUUUGGAGCCAAACAAGCAUUCAUUACUCAUGUUUGUCGGUGGAUUAAGAAUUUGCUCAGGAAGAAAGUUGGCAAUGAUUGAACUAAUUUGUUUGAUGGCUUUACAUAUUAUAUAG
Messenger RNA from Rhizophagus irregularis DAOM 181602=DAOM 197198, 588 nucleotides. The record is from RefSeq and is a predicted model, not a curated record. NCBI's taxonomy places the organism in Eukaryota, Fungi, Glomeromycota, Glomeromycetes, Glomerales, Glomeraceae.